CUUUCACAUCUGAGUUCUGACGAGUGACGACAUCUCUCUCCAAUCUCUCUUCUAUCUCUCUAGUGCCGAACGCUCACUCUUAAGUCUCUCUCUCUAACCAAGAAGGAUGCAAGCCAUAUCGAGGCGAUUAGGGCACCAAUCGCUGAAGCCAGCUGCUUCACUAUCUUCUUUCAAGUCAAUUUAUCCGCUCUCCGAUCACCAUUAUGGAGCUGAUCAUCCACGACACGCGUCCUCUCUCGCUGCCAAAGGUGUAGGCCACCUUAUACGCAAGGGAACCGGUGGCAGAUCCUCUGUCAGUGGAAUUGUUGCUACGGUGUUUGGAGCAACGGGGUUCCUGGGUCGAUAUGUUGUGCAACAACUUGCAAAAAUGGGUUCUCAAGUGUUAGUUCCUUUUAGAGGUUCCGAGGAUAGUCAUCGCCACCUCAAGUUGAUGGGUGAUUUGGGUCAGAUAGUACCAAUGAAAUACAACCCAAGAGAUGAGAAUUCUAUCAAGGCUGUAAUGGCAAAGGCUAAUGUUGUUAUUAAUCUUAUUGGAAGGGAUCAUGAGACAAGAAACUACAGUUUUGAGGAAUUGAACCAUGGCAUGACUGAGCAACUCGCAAUGAUUUCUAAAGAACAUGGAGGUAUCAUGAGAUUUAUUCAAGUUUCUUGCUUAGGAGCAUCUGCAUCAUCCCCAUCAAGAAUGCUAAGAGCUAAGGCUGCUGGAGAGGAAGCUGUUUUGAGGGAAAUGCCUGAGGCAACAGUCAUGAAACCUGCUGUGAUGAUUGGUACAGAGGAUCGGAUCUUGAACCGGUGGGCCCACUUUGCAAAAAAAUAUUCGUUUCUUCCACUCAUUGGAGAUGGAUCUACCAGAAUCCAACCUGUAUAUGUUGUUGAUGUUGCUGCUGCAAUUAUUGCAGCCUUGAAAGAUGAUGGAAGCAGUAUGGGGAAAGUAUAUGAGCUUGGUGGGCCAGAAAUCUUUACUGUGCAUGAAUUGGCAGACCUUAUGCAUGACGUGAUUCGUGAAUGGCCUCGAUAUGUAAAAGUUCCUUUUCCCAUUGCCAAGGCACUUGCAACACCACGAGCAGUAUUAAUUAAUAAGGUUCCAUUUCCAUUACCCGCUCCAAAAAUCUUCAACCUGGAUGAGAUCAAUGCCCUUACUAUCGAUUCAGUUGUGUCAGAAAAUGCUUUAACAUUCAAUGAUCUUGGGAUUGUACCGCAUAAGCUGAAGGGAUACCCUAUUGAGUUUCUCAUCUCAUAUCGUAAGGGUGGCCCACAAUUUGGUUCUACAAUCAGUGAAAGGGUUUCCCCUGAUUCUUUCCCAUAAGAUUCUUUGAUCUUUCAUUUUGAAAUGUUUAUGGUCCAUCACCUAUUUGGAAACUUGGAACACACAUGUCACCAUCGGUUUCUUGAGGGAACUAAGACAUGGUCGAAAUGACACUGUUUUCACGGUGAAAGAAACAUUCAUCUGAAUAAACCAUGUUUUACUUGGGAUAUUGCAGCUGUAUCGUUUAUAAAGUUUAUGAAGUUCAUAAUAA
This is a messenger RNA of Populus nigra (black poplar), 1517 nucleotides long. RefSeq names its product NADH dehydrogenase [ubiquinone] 1 alpha subcomplex subunit 9, mitochondrial. Lineage: Eukaryota; Viridiplantae; Streptophyta; Magnoliopsida; Malpighiales; Salicaceae. Bases 107 to 1306 code for a protein of 399 amino acids. The record is from RefSeq and is a predicted model, not a curated record. Gene Ontology annotation, cellular component: mitochondrion. Gene Ontology annotation, molecular function: protein-containing complex binding. The transcript is spliced from 12 exons.